AUGAAUAUAAAAACUGUAUCAUUUAAAUUACCAGAAACCAUCAAUGGUGAGGAUUUAUCAGAAUAUUCAUACAUCAAAGCAGAGUCUCCAUCACCAAUUAAAUUAAUUGUGGUCGCAGGCAAUCCUGGUAUUAUAGAUUUUUAUUCCGAUUUUAUAAAAAUUUUAUUUUUAUCAUUAAAUGGAAAAUAUGAUAUUUAUUCAAUUGGACAUUUAGGACAUUGUGGUAGAAUUGAAAAAGUAUUUUCUGUUGAAGAGCAAAUCAAACAUAAAGAAUUAUUUUUGGAUUAUUUAUUGGAGAAUGAUUUUAAAGAAGGUAGAGAAGAUGUUAAAUUUAUAUUACUUGGCCAUUCAGUUGGCAGCUAUAUUUCACUAAAGGUUGUAAAUAGAUACAGCGAUAAAUUUAAUUUCAUUUCCGUUUGCAAUUUAUUCCCAACAUUUAAAAACCUUUAUGAUGGUUUGUCACCAUUCAUCAAAAUGGUUGUAAUGAGGGAAUCAACAAGAUCUGGAUUUUCAACAUUUCUACAUUAUAUACCAAAUUUAAUGAGACAUGCCAUAUUACGUUUUAUAUUAGCUGAGAACGAUUCGAGAAUUUCUGUAAAUGAAAAAAUAAACUAUUGGUCCGCUCUAAAUAUUUUAUACAUGGCCUAUACAGAAGCUUUGGACAUUAAAGAAAUUGAUGACGAAUGCCACAAUGUUUUCAAAUCUCGUUUAAAUCAAUUGUUAUUUAUUUAUGGUCAAACAGAUAACUAUACACCAAAAUCAUUCUACCAAGAGAUGAAAGACAUGUAUCCAAAUGGUAAUAUCGAGUUUGCCUCUGCCAAUAUUCCCCAUGCAUUUGUAUUGCAUCACUCAAAAGAUAUUGCCCUAAGAGUAUCUGAAUGGUUAAAAAGCAAUAUUUUAAAUUUAGAAAACUAA
This is a messenger RNA of Dictyostelium purpureum, 915 nucleotides long. RefSeq lists its product as uncharacterized. The transcript has 2 exons. NCBI's taxonomy places the organism in Eukaryota, Evosea, Eumycetozoa, Dictyosteliales, Dictyosteliaceae. Gene Ontology annotation, biological process: lipid storage. Gene Ontology annotation, cellular component: lipid droplet. Gene Ontology annotation, molecular function: lipase activity. The coding region runs from base 1 to 915 and encodes 304 amino acids. The record is from RefSeq and is a predicted model, not a curated record.